Messenger RNA from Dermacentor andersoni, 1071 nucleotides. RefSeq lists its product as uncharacterized. Gene Ontology annotation, molecular function: metalloendopeptidase activity. Lineage: Eukaryota; Metazoa; Arthropoda; Arachnida; Ixodida; Ixodidae. The record is from RefSeq and is a predicted model, not a curated record. Gene Ontology annotation, biological process: proteolysis.
CCCUUGAAUCCGACAUGGCACUUGAUGACGACAGCGGGAUGACAUCGGCUGACGAUCCGGAUUUCGGCGCAUGUGCGAUUCUCGCCAACAACCAAUUGAGUGAUUACCGGCUGGACGGUAUCAGUCUGCUUCAUAAAGCAGCUCUCUUCAGUGCACCGACGGGGCGUGAACCGGCAUUGCGGCAACAGUGCACUUCACGAUGUUUCUACUGCUUCUGCAGUUUAGCGCAAAGGGCGAUGUGCUCUCAAGGUGGAGGAAUGUUCUUUCACAAAGGAGCUUGCAACGCCUCAGCGAACUCGCCAGACGUGCCCUACUCUGUUUUUGUGUGGGCAUACAUGGACAAAAAAAGCAAACUCCCUUUCAACCUCCCGGUGUACGGAUUCAAGGUGAUUCGCGAACUAUUCAAGGUCUUCGACUAUCGGAGUCAGUGGUGGGUCAACAAGCGCACGAUGUCGAUCCUACGCUACGAAAAGGUGCAGCAAUGCGUGCAAAAGCUCGAGGCACAAUAUGAUAUUCAAAACGGCGUGGAAAGUUACGAGACUAUCGCUGAAAUCGCCGCAGCCAACCUGCUUCUUGAGAUAUUCGUGGAUACCGUGAACUUCAACAAGCAAAAGCACGAGGACAUUCGACUGCCUUUCCUCCAGUCGGUCCCUUCAACGACGCAGUUCUUCGUAGCUCUGGCAUCGGAACUCUGCGCACGUACCGAUGGCACCACUGCCAGACUCUUGAACUCGGACUAUGGAGCUAAGACGGCUGAGCAGAGGUUCACCAUAUUAGCAAAACACAUGCCGCGAUUCACGAAGCACUUCGGCUGCACUCCCAAGCAACGAAUGCACCUGGCACGAAACUACCAAGACUGCCUCUUCUGGAGGCGGUAACCGUCGCACGAAGAUGGUCGUCUCCGUGCCCGGUGUGUGUGUGUGUGCGACCUUCGAGAGUUCUUGUACAGCGCGUGGCCCGUUAUUUGGCAUUUUCAAUGCCAUCGUUACUAGUCAACUGUCGCCACUGAUGGAGAACAUUUCAGGCACGAUAAGCUGUUUUGCUAUUCUAAUUAUCUCCUCAAAUAAAAUA